Molecule: messenger RNA, 207 nt
Organism: Laccaria bicolor S238N-H82
Lineage: Eukaryota; Fungi; Basidiomycota; Agaricomycetes; Agaricales; Hydnangiaceae
Exons: 1
Coding region: 1-207 (68 amino acids)
Source: RefSeq, a predicted model, not a curated record
AUGAAAAGCCUUGUCCUCGUCUUACGCCUUGUUCAUUGCUCACACCCAACAUACACGACAUCCUUGUUCGUUCUUUCCUCUACUACCUACUAUGAAUUCGGCGUCAUCGUCCACGCCAACUUCAGAAGUCCAAAAACGGCUAACUACUUCUGGUCGCUGUCAUCCCAGGAUUUUUUUUUUUCAACCUAUUGUCCAGGAGAACAAUAG